AUUGCGACGAUGUGAUAGAUCUUGUCUAUAUUGAAUAAACAAGAUGUGCGGGCGCUAUGCCCUCGGAGUUCGCAUGUUCUUCGUCCGACGCCGCAUGCAAGAACAAGGAAUGCAAGUCGACGAAGCGCCAGAAGACGACGAAAUACGCGAAACCUACAACUUUGCCCCUGGAUACUACGGCGCAGUCUAUCGCGCUGAUUCUCCUGACCACGGCUUCGAUGAUGAGCCACCACCACACGAUCAAGACAGUGAGAACAUAUCAUCAUCCCCCGCUGAAAAGGACGGCGAAGAAGAAAAGACAAUAAAAUAUAAACUUCAAAAAAUGCGCUGGGGAUUAAUCCCCUUCUGGACAAAACGACAACCCGACUACGGCUCUAUGAUGCGCACAAUCAACUGUCGCGCUGACUCCCUCGCCGAAAAUAAGGGGAUGUGGACAUCGAUGAAACGCAAGAAACGCUGCGUGAUUAUCUGUCAGGGAUUCUACGAAUGGCUGAAAAAGGGUCCCGGAGGAAAGGAAAAAGUGCCGCAUUUCAUUAAACGGAAAGAUGGAGAUUUGAUGUAUUUUGCUGGUCUUUGGGAUUGUGUUCAGUAUGAAGACUCAAACGAGAAAUUGUAUACAUAUACAAUCAUCACAACCGAUUCAAACCCCUACUUAAAAUUCCUCCACGACCGAAUGCCCGUCAUCCUCGACCCAGCCAGCAAAGAGAUGCAAGCCUGGCUUGAUCCCCGGCAAACAACAUGGAACAAGGAACUACAAUCAAUCCUGAAACCUUACGAAGGGGAAUUAGAAUGUUACCCGGUCUCCAAGGAAGUGGGCAAAGUUGGGAAUAACUCGGCCGAGUUUUUAGUGCCGGUCAAUAGUAGAGAGAAUAAGAGUAAUAUUGCUAAUUUCUUUGCUAAUGCGGGCGCGAAGAAGAAGAAGGAGGAGGAGGAGAAGGGAGAGGAAGCGGCGAAGGGUGCAGACAAAGAAGAAGAAAAAGGACGGAUUCGAAACGAGACUGAUCCUGAGGUCAGAGAAACGGUAGAUGCAGAGUGGACGGAAGACAACGCACCCAAACCCGUGCCUCGGUCUGAUCGUGAUAAAAAAACAUCCCCUCAAUCAGGCCUGAAACGAAAAUUUUCAACAGACGAAAGCCCACCAGUCACAAAAAGACAAAAAUCACUAUCGCCGGUCAAGGAGAGAGACACGGCCGUUGGAGGACGGAAAAUGAAGAGUGCAACGAGUAGCUCUCCGUCAAAACCGAAGAGCAUCAGAAAUAAACGUGCUGCCGCAGCGGCUACCACGGGCUCGCAACGGAUUACCGAUUUCUUCAAAAAGUGAUCGUCUACUUAAAUCCAGUAAGUGGAGAUAUUUUCAAAAUGUCAGAUUCGGUGAGAAUGGGGUGAUUUGUCUUUUGCGAACGUCAUUUCAUUCAGUAAUGGCGAUUUACCAGAAUAUACCCCCUAUAUGUACAAUUUCGGAAGAACAAGUAAAGAAGACAGUGCAAGUUAUCAUGACAUUCAUGAGUAUACAUAUGAUGCAACCUGAAGAUAAAUGAACACAUAAAUCACAGUAGAGAAGAGAGAGAAGAGAUAAUUUUUGCCCGCUAUUACAACAUUUUUUUGCAAUCCGCUUGAUAAAACUCAACCUUUUGGUAUCUUAUGUCAUGACACAUCAUAAUAAAUAACAUUAAAAGAAGUUGGAGAAGAAAAGUCAAUAACUUUUGGUGCGGUCCUGUGAUGCCCGCAAUCUAAAAAUUUCAUGAUCAUGAAUGUUUUUUGGGCCUCUGAUUACUCUGCAUCCGUUGGUGCGGGUUGGGCUUUUUCGGCAUCAAGAGCUUGGACGGCGAGGUUGAUCUCACGUUCCCAGACUAGAACAGUCCCGGCACGGGCGGUGCUUAAGAAACUAAUCUCAACAGCAUCGCCGUAUUGUUCCGGUUCAAGGCGAUGAUGUGGGAUGGAUGUAGAUUUCGUGGUACUGUUGGCGUCAUGGGACGGUCUUCGGUCGUAUACUGCGGGAUGGUAGGCCUCAAUACCAGGUGGGGGAAUGUCAGAAGUAUACUCUGGGACCUUUAGACCGGUGGCAGAAGAGGUACUUGGAGCCAAGCUGCUGACGCUGUCCGAUAAUUGGAGAUCAUCGAUAUUUGCAGAUCCAAAAGAGAAUCGUUUAGACUCAUUGGCGGGAGAACUGACGAUGGACAUGGCAGCGCCUGGGAAAGGAUCGCGAUUGUGGCCUGUAGCAUCGGCGAGGCGGCCUGCGACGCCGCAUACAAUACCGGUAGCGUCAAUAGGUACGUCACGCAGGUCGAGAGUAAUGGGUAUUAGAAUGUCUUCCUUGGAUCCGAGAAGGAUACUGCUUUCUUCGUCGUCUGAAUGCAUGCUUGGAUCAAGCGUGAACCGUGGCAGUAAGCGCUUCUCCAGUAAUAGUGAUGCAGCUGGGUCGGCGGAUGUCAAAGUCAGGGACAAAAACCGCGGAUGAUCGACCAGGAGAGCAGUUGUGAGUGCAUUCCGAAGAAUGGCAGCCGAGGACUCGGUGUCACCGUCACGAUGAUGGGCGGAACAUUGCACUAAUUGAACAGUCUGGUCGACACGAGGGAUAAUCCGGUUCUUUCGAAGAAACUCAAAAGUCCGAGUUUGAAGUUCGUUUACAGUGGAUGGCGGAGGCGUAGAUGGAGGUGAAAUAUGUAUUGAUGACUGUAGGCCCGGCGUUGGGGGAGACUGAAUGUUGAAGUUGUUAACAAACUG
Molecule: messenger RNA, 2724 nt
Organism: Talaromyces stipitatus ATCC 10500
Lineage: Eukaryota; Fungi; Ascomycota; Eurotiomycetes; Eurotiales; Trichocomaceae
Product: DUF159 domain protein
Exons: 3
Coding region: 44-1321 (425 amino acids)
Biological process (GO): DNA damage response
Molecular function (GO): single-stranded DNA binding
Source: RefSeq, a predicted model, not a curated record